Molecule: messenger RNA, 1591 nt
Organism: Hevea brasiliensis (rubber tree)
Lineage: Eukaryota; Viridiplantae; Streptophyta; Magnoliopsida; Malpighiales; Euphorbiaceae
Product: ethylene-responsive transcription factor-like protein At4g13040
Exons: 8
Coding region: 482-1228 (248 amino acids)
Biological process (GO): regulation of DNA-templated transcription
Molecular function (GO): DNA binding; DNA-binding transcription factor activity
Source: RefSeq, a predicted model, not a curated record
GUUAGCUGUUGUUUUGUUCUGCUUUGCUUUUGGCUUUUCAAGAUUUUACAUGGUUUUGUUUAGUUGGUCUGUCAACUCUCAGCAGGGUUAUGGGCAUUUUGCUUUUGUGGGCCUAGAAAAAGAGACAGAGCUGCGUUUUCUAUGCUGGGCUUUGUGGGUUUCUCUUAGAUUUUCCAUUUUUUUCUUUUUAUUUGUUCUUUUCUAGCCUCUGGGUUUUACUCCUUCCUAUCUAAUCCUCCAUGAAAGGUGGUAGGUUGAUGGGGGUUGACUUCUUUUCUAAGGAGAGCGAUAAUUAGAAUUCUUCGCAACCAAGUCUUUGGGCGUUUUUGUUGGUUUCCUCUAAACUCUAUAAUUCUAAUCCCCGUUUAGUGCUAUGAGUGUUGCGACUGAUCUUGCCUCCUGUGAUCCAAGGAGCAAGGUGAUCAAUGCUAAAGGCCGGUGUCUAAGCCAUUGUGGACUGAGACGAAGAUUAUAAUCCACUAUGGUUAGCUUAAGAAGGCGUAAACUCUUGGGACUAUGUGCUGGAAGAAGUUCUUUCUUGACUCCACUUCCUCGAUUUUUUGACAAUGGAAUUUCUCCUUUAAGCUCUACCCAGAAUGCAAGGUCUGUAAGUGUACAUCCUCUGCCAGCAGAUGAUGUCAAGCAACCUGGGGAGAAAACCGUUUCCAAAGUGGGAGCUGGUUCGUCAAAUGUGUCGGCUUCUAGCUCAUCAAAAGAGCAGCAAUCUCAACCUUAUCCAGGAAUCCCAGUGCAUCAUAAACUCUCUCUGCUAUCAUCAGUGUGUGCUAAAGGGCAACCAGUUAAACGCAGAAAGCGACACAGGAGAAAGCAUGUUCAAAACCAGGAACCAUGCCUAAUGAGAGGUGUCUAUUUCAAAAAUAUGAAAUGGCAGGCAGCAAUUAAAGUUGACAAGAAGCAAAUCCACUUGGGGACUGUUGGUUCACAAGAAGAGGCUGCCCAUUUGUAUGACAGGGCUGCCUUCAUGUGUGGGAGGGAACCCAACUUUGAGCUUUCUGAGGAGGAGAAGCAAGAACUUAGAAAAUUCAAAUGGGAUGAAUUUUUGGCAAUUACUCGCAGUGCAAUUAAUAGUAAAAAACACAAGAGACGGAAUGGAUCUGGGUUGCAGAAGAGAUCUGAACCUGCCUUGCAGAAUGGCGACUGGGAUGACAAGCAAGGAGUGAACAGCUUUUCAGCCUCAGAAGAUACAGAGCCAGACUCAUCCACCUGAGUAUUUUCGGUUUCAGAAUAAGGCUGAAUAAUCCAGUUCUAACUGUGGAGCUUUAGCUUGUCCUCCAUUUUUGGUGUGCAAAGCCCCCUAUUAAGGCGGAUGAUGGUAGACCUCAUCCUUUAGUAAGCAGAUCUUUGCAGUUCUUAACUCAAUAAAGAGACAGAAAGCGCAAUAUUAAAUGUGCUGUCACUGUCUGUUAUCACCAUCAUCUGCAGACCUGUUAAAUACAUAGCUAUACCUAGUUACUUGCCCUUUUUUUUUCUUGGCCCCCAUUAUGGAAGUUGGAAACAGCAGAAUGCUCGAGAAACUUGGUAUCAAGAAGCAAAAUUUCUUUGCUCAAUAGUUCAAAUGAGUUUAUCAUAA